Microcebus murinus (gray mouse lemur) is the source of this 915-nucleotide messenger RNA. The record is from RefSeq and is a predicted model, not a curated record. NCBI's taxonomy places the organism in Eukaryota, Metazoa, Chordata, Mammalia, Primates, Cheirogaleidae.
AUGGCCUCCCCUGGUGGAAGUUCUGUCAAUGGCCGCUCCCAAGCAGCGAAGGGCUUCUGUGCAGUUAGAGUCCCAUGUUUGAUUGACUCGGCUCCCAAGCUGAUGUUUACACGGCUGUAUUCAUCUUGCUCCGAUGGCUGUGACAUGCCACCCGGAUGCGGUGAGGCUGACAGCGAAUGUGAGGGGGACCAGACAGAUGACAACGUCUCCGUUCUUCAGAGCCCAGGAGAAAUAUUUAAGAUAUUUAUCCUAUUUAGCAGCCGAGCACUGAUCAAUUGGAAUGGAAGUUGGCUACAAACAACUCGUGGGCCUUCUGAGGGAGCUGAACCUCUUCCAUGCAGGGGGGCGUCUGCCCGUGGGCAUGAGAGAGAAGCAGUCUCGCGGGCUGGUGGCUUGAGAACACAAUUGAUGAAGAAUCGACGCGUGCUUUCUCUUCUGCACCUACUGCUCUUCACAAGGGGAAGAAUUCCAAAUCUGGACUGUUUCAGGGGACAGCUAAUCUUUCCACAGUGGGGCUUCUCCCAAUCUUCCUUCCUACUGAAGGAUUUGUUUAUCACCAAAUGGAGACAAAGAAAAUCCACAUUCUUCAAACACAUUUGGGCUCCAUCAACAAUUGCAUAUAAAAUAAAAGGAAAAAAACCAAGUGUUCUGAAACCUUUCUGGAAGAAGGCAAAUCUGCAUCUAAUCCCAGAGGAAGAGGCGACUUUUCACUUCACAGCAUGAUUUCUUCAUUAUAGCUGUGUGACCACAGCAUGGGAUAGUUCCAAAAGACAGUAGCCAAUAUUAUAAUUAUCUACAUAAAACAAUUCACUGGGUAGCCUUUGUUUUUUGAAGUUUUUUAUUUGUGUACAACAGUCUUUUAUCUCGAUGUGAUAUAGCCAGAUUUAGGGAAAGAAGGGCAGAAUCUGAGCUUAG